ACACUUUUUAUCCUGUCAAGUGGCACUUAAGCUAAUUCUUGACUGUGAAACUGCUUUUCCCCGGCAAUGCUCUUUAAGGAAAAACUUCUUCAGUCCACCCAUUGGUGACUAAGGGAACUAUGAAGCACAGGGGAUUGGGCGGGAUCACGGCUCCUAAUAAUGCCUCCUUAUCCAAUGAAAAGCAUUUCCUAUUGAGACCCCCAAGAGUUCCCCCGGGCGGCCCUCGGCUCCAGCAAGGACUUUGGGCCUUUUCUUGUGUCCUGGUUUUUAAAGGCAUGCGAGCUACAGCCUUCAAGAGUCCUUAACAAAGGGAAAGAGAUAAAUGUAAAUAAGCUCACAUUUUCAGAAUGAGCGGUUUGCAGUAAGGAGCUGCACCAGCCGAGUCUGCUCCUUGGGGCUGGGCUAACCUUUCCCUUUUUUUUUCUUCUUGUUGUUGUUUGUUUGUUUUGUUUUGUUUUGAUUUUGUCUUUUGGUUUCUUUUUAUGGAUAAAAAUAUGCACUUCCAAAGUGCGAAUUGCCCGUUUACAUUUGAUUAGCUAAUUAUCUACAGGCAUGAGCACAUUCUCUCAUCUAGCACAAUCUUUUUUGGGCACUCAACUGAGGAAAUCUUUGGUGAUCUGCCUCCAGAAAAUUCAUUGACUAUUCAAGUCUCAGAUAAAUUUGGUGCCAGAAUUUGGUUUGAACUAAUGAAGAAUACAUUCUCUCCUGGUUCCUAAUCUCAAGAGUGGCGAACCUCUGCUGCUAGCAGGCUCCCUGGGAGAAAAAAAAAAUCCAUGGGUGACAGAAGAUUUAUUGACUUUCAAUUCCAAGAUUUAAAUUCAAGUCUUAGACCCAGGUUGGGCAAUGCAACUGACAAUAAUGCUUGCAUUGUUGAUGACUCCUUCAAGUAUAAUCUAAAUGGUGCUGUCUACAGUGUUGUGUUCAUUCUGGGUCUAAUAACCAACAGUGCCUCCUUGUUUGUCUUCUGCUUCCGCAUGAAAAUGAGAAGUGAGACUGCUAUUUUCAUCACCAACCUUGCCCUCUCUGAUUUGCUUUUUGUCUGUACCCUACCUUUCAAGAUAUUUUACAACUUUAAUCGCCACUGGCCUUUUGGUGACACCCUCUGUAAGAUCUCAGGUACUGCAUUCCUCACCAACAUCUAUGGGAGCAUGCUCUUCCUCACCUGCAUUAGUGUGGAUCGUUUCCUAGCCAUUGUUUAUCCCUUCCGAUCUCGUACCAUUAGGACCAGGAGGAAUUCUGCAAUUGUGUGUGCUGGAGUCUGGAUCCUAGUCCUCAGUGGUGGUAUUUCAGCCUCUUUGUUCUCCACCACUAAUGUCAACAAUGCCACCACCACUUGCUUUGAGGGCUUCUCCAAACGCGUCUGGAAGACGUACCUGUCCAAGAUCACCAUAUUUAUUGAAGUUGUAGGGUUCAUCAUUCCUCUGAUAUUGAAUGUUUCUUGCUCUUCCGUGGUGCUGAGAACCCUCCGCAAACCGGCAACCCUGUCUCAAAUUGGGACCAAUAAGAAAAAAGUGUUGAAGAUGAUCACAGUGCAUAUGGCAGUUUUUGUGGUAUGCUUUGUACCAUACAACUCUGUUCUCUUUUUAUAUGCCUUGGUACGCUCUCAAGCCAUUACUAAUUGCUUAUUGGAAAGGUUUGCAAAGAUCAUGUACCCAAUCACUUUGUGCCUUGCAACUCUGAAUUGUUGCUUUGAUCCUUUUAUCUAUUACUUCACGCUUGAAUCCUUUCAGAAAUCCUUCUAUAUCAAUACACAUAUAAGGAUGGAGUCCCUGUUUAAGACUGAGACACCUCUGACCCCAAAACCUUCCCUUCCAGCUAUUCAAGAGGAAGUUAGUGAUCAAACAACAAAUAAUGGUGGUGAAAUAGUGUUAGAAUCCACCUUUUAGGUACGAGAACUGUCUUUCAGGUUCAGCUACAGUGUCUCAUAUGAAUUUUUUUCUUAUGCUAUAAAUAAGACAAACAAAUUGAAGCUAAUGAUACUGAGAAUAGAUUAAUGUACCAAAUAGCCAGAUACAUUUGUUUGAACACUUAUUGUACAUAUUCUGUUUUGUUCAGUAAUUAUAGGUCAAGUCUAAUUACAACAACCAAAACAGAUCAUCAGACUCUUCUGUUGAGUUGAAUUUUCAUUACAUAAAUGGCAGGUGGUCUUGACUUUUAGUGAUGUGGGGGUUACUUUAAAACUUAAAAAAAAAAAAGCAUUCCAGUGAUUUUGGUAAUUGGGUUGGGCCUAUAAAUAUAGAACAAAUUCAGGGAUUAUUUAAAAAUGUUUAUGUUACUACUGAUGUAUGCUAGUACUUUUUUUGAAUUAUCAUUGAAUUUAUUUUACUAAAAAAAAAACUUAUUUUUGCCUAAUGUUAAUAAGACAUAUUGAGAAAGAGAAAUGUGUUUAAUUUUAAAGGAAUGGCAAAUUUUAUCUAGAUUUUGAAAACAGAAAUAAACUGUUUGAAUGAAUAUGGUGGGAAAAUUUGGAAUAUAGAUAAUAUUUACACAUAUAUAACCACAUUUAGUACCAGCUUUUAAAACAUUAUUUAAAAAAAUAAUACUAAAGUUUUCAUAUGAAAUUGUUAAUUCUGAAAUUUGCCACAUGUGUGCCUGGCAGGUGCAAAAUGAAAAAAAAAUUACAAUGUCAAUUGAAAAACUUUAACCAAUACUUCAUUAAGACUUUUACUUAUCCUUUAUGGGGGUGGUGACUGGCUUGUAGAAAAUAUUUAUUCUUCAUAUUAAGUAUUUGGGACACAGUAUAGCCACAAAGCUACAUUAUUUGUACCCAGGUCAGGAGCAAAUAGAAAAGAGAAGUGAACAAAUUAAUAGCAGGAAUAUAUCUUCUAGCUUGUAUCAGUAGUUUUUGAGAUGGGGAUUAGAUAGCUGUAACUUUGAAAAGCAUAUUUGUUUAUGUAAAAUGUUGAAGCACAUUGUAGCCAAGGUGCUGCUGAAUUUGUGCUCAGGUUGGGAGCAUAUUGAAAAAAAUGUGUACAUUAAAAGAAACAAAAAAGAAAAAAUAAUAAAAAAACCCACAAAACUAGAAAAGGGGGAAAAAAAAACAAAUAACAAAAAAUAGUUCCUAACCCUUGCAUUACUGUUUUAUUAUUUUUGAAGUUCUAUAAACUUAAAAAUACUAUGCCAUUUAAAAAACAUUUUUAGUAUAAUUCAAUUAUAAAUCUGCCAAAAUUUUGUCUAAUGAAGGAUUGAAUUAAAGAAAAAACUACAUAAUUUCUGAAACAAAUCCUUAUAAAACAAUCACUUCCAAAUUUAGCUGUCCAUUCAUGUGCAUCUAUAGCAUUUUCAAGUGCUACAAAUUUCAGAUGAUGCAUGCCUUGGAUUAAAACGCUCCUAAGAAACUGCUAAACUGGUACCAAGUUUGAGAGGCAAUGAAUAAAAACAUCAAUUUAAAAUUUACAAAUAGAGAAGAAUCUUGUUUAUAACCCACUUAAAAAACAGAAAGAAAAAGAAAUCUUUACAAUGUUAAUUUUUCUAAUGUAUGGUAGAUGUGCCUUAAAUGUGCAUCAGUGUGCUUAAAAAAAUACAUAGAAAAUGUGGCAAUUUAAAAAUGCAGUGAUUUUUCAUGUAAAUUUCCAGGAAUAAUACAUCUUGUAUAUUAGAGAACUUGUGCCAGAGAGUGGUUAAAUUAAAAACCACAAAACAAUGAUGAAAUGGUAAAAAUUCCAAAACAAUGAGCAAAUUCUUGAAAUUCUUUAACUUGUUUUUCUUUCUGGUGAUAUGUAGGCUUAAAAAUAGUAAUAAUAAUAAAAUAAAGUAAAAAUCAGUGAGAACAAUGCAGUUUUAACAACAGCUGAAUUUAGGCUUGGGUUAGGAACUAACUGAAAAAAAAGUUGCUAAAACAAUAGAACAAUAGUAAAAAUGAAUUCAUGAUUUAAACUCCUAAAAAUAACUAUGUUAUAUUGUCUUGCAAAGAAAGGUAAUAGUUGGAAUACAUAAGAGUGUAGGCUCAGUUAGACAAAUGUAGGCUAAGUUAGAUGAAGUUUAGUUGUUAGGUUAAUAUUGUAAGUUCGAAUUAGUAAACAAAAUACAAGAAACUUGUUUGUUUCCUUUAAUUUUUUUUCUCUUUUUGUAAUAUUGAGAUAUAUGUGAACUCUUUGUACUCUUAGCUGUUAAAAUUAUGGAAUUUUAGGAUUAUGGUAUCAAAUCAUUGAAUUGGAUGUUAACUGAAUUGAUAUAAGAUACAUUUUAAAAUAAUUAUCCUUUUGUUUAAUUUCCAUGUUUCAUGUUGCUUUUUCUUUCAUAUUUCACAUUGUUUUGGUUAAUUUUCGUUUUUAUAUUUAAUAUAAUUUGAUAGUAAUAAAAUUGUUGAUAUGAAUAGUAUAACCAGCAAAUUGUAAUGAAUACCUAAAUAUAAAGUUGAAUUUAUUUUACAUUUAUAAGCACAGGUAAUCCUUCAGCUGUGAUUACAACUUUCAUUUAAUUUUUAUUAAAUGCAAUAAACAUUUGGAUUAUUAAGCUAUUAUUCUUUGGUCAGUUAUGUACUUAUUCAAUUCUGUUUUUCAGGCACCUGAAGGUAUUUCCUUUAUCUUUCCCU
Meriones unguiculatus (Mongolian gerbil) is the source of this 4534-nucleotide messenger RNA. It is a transcript of the gene Lpar4, whose product is annotated as lysophosphatidic acid receptor 4. Gene Ontology annotation, biological process: positive regulation of Rho protein signal transduction; phospholipase C-activating G protein-coupled receptor signaling pathway. The coding region runs from base 774 to 1886 and encodes 370 amino acids. Gene Ontology annotation, molecular function: lysophosphatidic acid receptor activity. NCBI's taxonomy places the organism in Eukaryota, Metazoa, Chordata, Mammalia, Rodentia, Muridae. The record is from RefSeq and is a predicted model, not a curated record. The transcript has 3 exons. Gene Ontology annotation, cellular component: membrane.